This is a messenger RNA of Eimeria necatrix, 2838 nucleotides long. RefSeq lists its product as hypothetical. Lineage: Eukaryota; Apicomplexa; Conoidasida; Eucoccidiorida; Eimeriidae. The record is from RefSeq and is a predicted model, not a curated record.
AUGGGGGGCCCCCCUGUGCCCUGUGCAGGGGCCCCAAAUGAGGACCAUAAGGGCAGCGUGCUCAAGGACGAGGUGGGGGGGCCCCCCUCGUUGCUGGCUGCUGCCGUUUGGGGGCCCAUCUCGCUGCCCAUGGGGCCCCCGACGGUGAAGUUCUCUCGGUACCCCCAGUUGGGUACAAUCAUGGGGCCCCUGUUGGCGAACAGCUGGGGGCCCCUCUGGGGCGUUGCCAGGGGCCCCAGCCUCGCCUCUUCUGGGAAGUUCCUGUUGGCAACAAUCUGCAGGACCCUGUCGGGGGCCCCCUCCUCUUCCUGUGCGUGGAGGAGGGGGGCCCCUUGCGGGCAGCCGUCGGGGGCCUCCUGGGCCUCCACGAGGGCCCCCAGGUCCUCAUCAGGACCCGGGGGGCCCCCUUCUUCUUGGGCCUCGCUGCCGAUUUGCUGCAGGUACCUCCUGCAGGGCUUCGAGCGGGAGCGGGAGCCCUUACCAAGGUACCCCCAAUGCUUCUUGAAAACGAGGAGGCCCAUUAUAGACAACAUUGGGCCUGAGGCUUGGCACAAAGAGGGUACUGCUGCUCGCCUUGCUGGGGGGGGAGCUGGGGGGGUUCUUACCCGGGGGGCCCCCCUGGGACCCCUUCUGGGGGACCUUCUGGGGGGGCCAGGGGGCCCCUCCGCCCUGUGUUGGACCCGUAGGGUGCAUCCCGAUGCUGCCGGAGGGCCCGUCAGUUGGGCGCCAGCCACUGUCUGGGUAGUUGGGGGCCCCCCCAUCCCCGGGAAAGUCCGAAUCACCUCCACUUCCAGGGGACUCUGGACUUCCAUCUCCAGGAUAUUCUGGUCUUUCUCCUCCCGGAUAUUCUGGCCUUUGGCCUCCAGGAUAUUCUGGCCUUCCUCCAGGAUAUUCUGGUCUUUGGCCUCCGGGAUAUUCAGGUCUUUGGCCUCCAGGAUAUUCAGGUCUUUGGCCUCCAGGAUAUUCUGGUCUUUGGCCUCCAGGAUAUUCUGGUCUUUGGCCUCCAGGAUAUUCUGGCCUUCCUCCAGGGUACUCUGGCCUUCCUCCUGGAUAUUCUGGUUGAUCACCUCCAGGAUAAUCUGGUUGAUCACCUCCAGGAUAUUCUGGUCUUCCUCCAGGAUAUUCUGGUCUUCCUCCCGGGUAAUCAGGUUGAUCACCUCCCCCAGGAUAUUCUGGUUGAUCACCUCCAGGAUAUUCUGGUUGAUCACCUCCAGGAUAAUCUGGUUGAUCACCUCCAGGAUAUUCUGGUCGAUCACCUCCAGGAUAUUCUGGUCGAUCACCUCCUGGAUAUUCUGGUUGGUCACCUCCUGGAUAUUCUGGUUGAUCACCUCCAGGAUAUUCAGGUUGAUCACCUCCUCCUGGAUAUUCUGGUUGAUCACCUCCUCCAGGAUAAUCUGGUUCAUCACCACCUCCAGGAUAAUCUGGUUCAUCUCCACCAGGAUAUUCAGGUUGGUCACCUCCUCCAGGAUAUUCAGGUUCAUCACCUCCACCUCCAGGAUAUUCAGGUUCAUCACCUCCACCUCCAGGAUAUUCAGGUUCAUCUCCACCUCCUCCAGGAUACUCUGGUUCAUCACCACCACCUCCUGGAGAUUCUGGUUCAUCACCACCACCUCCUGGAGAUUCUGGUUCAUCUCCUCCAUCUCCAGGAGAUUCAGGUUCAUCACCUCCUGGAGAUUCAGGUUCAUCACCACCUCCAGGAUAUUCUGGUUCAUCUCCACCACCUCCUGGAUAAUCAGGUUCAUCUCCACCUCCUCCAGGAUAUUCUGGUUCUCCUCCGCCUCCUGGGCGGUCACCGGGGCCCUCGUCAUCCCCGCCAUCGUCUCCAGAGUCCCCGCCAUCGGGGCCUUCCUCUGGAGGCCCCCCUUCAGGGGGGCCCCCCUCCUCUGGGGGCCCCCCACCCCCGGGGGGCCUCCACUCGGGCCUAUCCCCAGGCCCAAACGGGGGCCUCCCACCCGGCCAAUAGGGGGGCCGGCCUCCAGGCAAGUAGGGGGGAUAAGGAACAGGGAAAUAAGGAGGAAGUGGCCGGGGGGGCCUCCCACCUCCUGGGCCUAUUGGUGGACGGCCUCCAGGGCCCACAGGGGGGCCCCCUGGGCCUAUGGGUGGCCGGCCUCCUGGGCCUAUAGGGGGGCCCCCAGGGCCUAUGGGGGGCCUGCCUCCUGGGCCUAUAGGAGGGCCUAUGGGAGGGCGACCUCCUGGGCCUAUGGGGGGGAACCCAGGGCCUACUGGAGGGCGUCCUCCAGGGCCUAUAGGGGGGCCCCCAGGGCCUAUUGGUGGGCGACCUCCGGGGCCUAUUGGGGGGCCCCCAGGGCCUAUUGGUGGGCGGCCUCCGGGGCCUAUUGGGGGGCCCCCAGGGCCUAUUGGUGGGCGACCUCCUGGGCCUAUUGGUGGGCGACCCCCUGGUCCUAUAGGCGGGCGUCCUCCAGGGCCAAUUGGGGGGCCCCCAGGGCCUAUUGGUGGGCGACCUCCAGGGCCCCCAGGCCCUAUUGGUGGGCGCCCUCCGGGGCCCCCAGGGCCUAUUGGUGGGCGACCACCGGGGCCCCCUGGCCCUAUGGGUGGGCGACCUCCAGGGCCUACUGUAGGGGGGCCCCCAGGGCCUAUGGGUGGUCGACCUCCGGGGCCCCCAGGGCCUAUGGGUGGGCGGCCUCCGGGGCCCCCAGGGCCUAUUGGUGGGCGGCCUCCGGGGCCCCCAGGGCCUAUUGGUGGGCGACCUCCGGGGCCCCCAGGGCCUAUUGGUGGGCGACCUCCGGGGCCCCCAGGGCCUAUUGGUGGGCGACCUCCGGGGCCCCCAGGGCCUAUUGGUGGACGGCCUCCAGGGCCCCCUGGGCCACCAGGGCCUAG